AUGAGUAGUCUUUGUUUACAACGUCUGCAGGAAGAAAGAAAAAAAUGGAGAAAAGAUCAUCCAUUUGGUUUCUAUGCAAAACCAACCAAGAAAGCUGAUGGUUCAAUGAACCUACAAAAAUGGGAAGCUGGAAUCCCAGGCAAAGAAGGAACAAUAUGGUAUGGCGGGUUAUAUCCUUUGACUAUUGAAUACCCCGAUGAAUAUCCUUCAAAACCACCAAAAGUUCGACUACCUGCCGGCUUCUAUCAUCCAAACGUGUAUCCAAGUGGUACUAUCUGUUUAAGUAUCUUAAAUGAAGAUGAAGAUUGGAGACCUGCUAUCACUUUAAAACAAAUCUGUUUGGGGAUUCAAGAUUUAUUGGAUAGUCCAAAUAUUAAAUCCCCUGCACAAGAACCUGCUUUUAGAGCUUAUUCUAAAAAUAAAGAAGAAUAUAAAAAGAAAGUACUUCUUCAAGCUAAGCAGUACGCAAAAUAG
Molecule: messenger RNA, 474 nt
Organism: Arxiozyma heterogenica
Lineage: Eukaryota; Fungi; Ascomycota; Saccharomycetes; Saccharomycetales; Saccharomycetaceae
Gene: UBC9
Product: E2 SUMO-conjugating protein UBC9
Exons: 1
Coding region: 1-474 (157 amino acids)
Biological process (GO): protein sumoylation
Cellular component (GO): nucleus
Molecular function (GO): SUMO conjugating enzyme activity
Source: RefSeq, a predicted model, not a curated record